AAAUUUAGCUUUGAUCGCCAUCUCUCUCUCUCUCUCUCUCUCUCUCUCUCUGUGUGUGUAAACUUAAACCCUAAUAUACCAUGCGAUCUCUUCACAAACUCACCCCUAAACCCCCAAAUCCCACUUCUCUCUUCCACAUCUCUCCUCGCCUCCUCACCACCCAUAACCCAAACCCCUCCUCCGCCCACUACGACGACCUCAUCGACGCCGCCGGCCGCAACAGGGACUUCGCCACCGUCUGCCGCCUCCUCAACAAGCGUUUCAAAGAAGGCUUCUUCAACACCAGCAAAACCUUCAACUUCAUCUCCACCGACUUGUCCCUCGUCGACGACCUCUCCGAAGCCCUAAGGGAUCUCGACAGAGGCUUCACCCGCAAGGGCGCGUACGACGCGCUCGUCGCUCGCCUCUGCAGGCUGCAGCGCGUCGACGAAGCCCUGGGCGUGGCGGAGGAAAUGCUGAGGGACAAGCACGGCGCGAACGCGUGCACGUUCCACCCCAUUCUCAACGCGCUGAGCAAAAAGCAGAAGAUGGACGAGGCGUGGCGCGUGGUGGAGCUGAUGAGAGCGAAUCGCGUUUCGCCAGAUGUAACGGCGUACAACUUCUUACUGACGGCGUACUGUUUCGCCGGAGAGUUGUCGUCGGCGGCGGAGUUGCUGAUGAGGAUGGAGGAGCAGGGGCUGGGGGCGGACUCGAGGACGUACGACGCGCUGGUGCUGGGCGCGUGCAGGGCGGGGAAGGUGGAGGGUGCUCUGGUGGUGCUGAGGCGGAUGGAGGAUGAUGGAGUGCCAGCGCUGUACUCCACGCAUGCGCACGUUAUCAGUGGGCUGUUGAAGUUGGGGUAUUAUGCGCAGGCGGUGGAGUUUGUGGUGAGCUGUGGAGGGAGGGAUAUGGCGUUGGAUACGGAGAGUUUUGGGAUUUUGGCUAGCCGUUUGAUCAGUUUGGGAAGGUUUGAUGAUGCUAAGUUGGUUUUGGGGGAGAUGAGGAAGAGGGGGUUGAAAAUGGGUGAUAAGUUGAAGGAUUUUUUCAUUUUACACUCGGAAGAGUAAACACAUUCCCCAUUUUUUUUGGGAAAGGAACACAUUUUUUUCCCGACGGUCAGGACAUUAGGGUCAUCUUACGCGCUCGUCAACUAAGGAAUUCGCAAGAAAUUUUUUUUCUUUUUUGUGGUCUAAUGUCAAGAGAUUGCCAAUUUUCGAACGCUUCGUCAACUAAGGAAUUUGCAAGAAUUUUUUUUUUCUUUUUUGUGGUCUAAUGUCAAGAGAUUGCCAAUUUUCGAACGCUUCCGGUUCGAGACAUCUUUUUUUCCUUAUUCUUUUAGUUUGCUUUUGUCAUACAUGAACCAGUGUGAUAUUGUAACAUGUUUUGGAAAAAUAAGAAUUGAAUACCACAUUGAAAUUUUCGUU
This is a messenger RNA of Rhododendron vialii, 1403 nucleotides long. RefSeq names its product pentatricopeptide repeat-containing protein At2g40240, mitochondrial-like. The transcript has a single exon. Lineage: Eukaryota; Viridiplantae; Streptophyta; Magnoliopsida; Ericales; Ericaceae. The record is from RefSeq and is a predicted model, not a curated record. Bases 81 to 1046 code for a protein of 321 amino acids. Gene Ontology annotation, molecular function: protein binding.